Messenger RNA from Tachyglossus aculeatus (Australian echidna), 1953 nucleotides. It is a transcript of the gene TNIP3, whose product is annotated as TNFAIP3 interacting protein 3. Lineage: Eukaryota; Metazoa; Chordata; Mammalia; Monotremata; Tachyglossidae. The record is from RefSeq and is a predicted model, not a curated record. The transcript has 14 exons. The coding region runs from base 268 to 1302 and encodes 344 amino acids. Gene Ontology annotation, biological process: cellular response to lipopolysaccharide; regulation of transcription by RNA polymerase II.
UCUCAACUUCUAAUACCACUCUCCUAUCAGGCCGUGAAUGCACGCGCUGUCCAAAACUCUGAGCCAAAGAUUCCAUACGGACAGCUCAUAAACAGGAAACCUCUGGUGGAGUACUCCAGUCAGUCUGAAGAGUCUGAAAGAUGCGAAAGCAGGGAGUUGGAUAAAUCGAUAAGAGAUCUGAUUGAGAAGAGUGUGGUUGCAAACCAGAAGGAUGGGGAGGACAUUACACAAGAGGAUACUCUUACUCACAGAACUUCGUGUUCCCUCAUGACUCCUGGAGAAACAGGCACUGCAGGCCACCGUGGACCGAUAGAGGCUAGAAUGAGUGAUACAGACACUUCCACAGAGCAUGCUCAGUGUCCUCUGUUGUCAAGAAGAAAGAAGAACAUGUUGACAGAUACUCCUGAACAGCAGAACAGAAUCUUGGAAAAGCAGAUUCAAGAGCUCCUGGAAGUGAACAAGCAAUGGGACCAACAGUUUAGAAGUAUGAAAGUGCGCUAUGAAAAAAAGAUCACAGAACUGAAAGUGAAACUUGAAGCUACUGAGGGAAAUUUCAGCAAACUAGAGAAAGAGAGGCACCAGGGAAAGGAGAGCGCGAGACACCACACUCUGACCAGAGAUCAGCUGCUACAGGAAGAGAAAGAAAAGGAAACCUUAAAUGGUGAACUGAAUGGAUUAAAGAAAGAGAAUGAGCUUCUGAGACUAAAGAAUGCUUCAGUGAACAAGAAGAAAGAGCAGUGCGAGUUGGAGAUAAAGCGCCUCAACAAGGCCCUUCAGGAUGCCUUAAAGAUGGAGAACUUUUCCCUUCUGGAGCCCCAUUUGCACCCACCCAACAGGAACUGCAGCCAUGAGGAGUUGAGGACACAAAUGGAAGUGCUCAGACAACAGGUUCAGAUAUACGAAGAAGAUUUUAAAAAGGAGAGAUCAGACCGUGAGAGACUCAAUGAAGAGAAAGAGGAGCUGCAGAAGAUUAAUGAAAGUUCGCAAUCCCAGUUGAACAAGCUGAAUUCUCAGAUAAAAGCUUGUCAGAAGGAGAAAGAAAAACUUGAAAAACAAUUAAAACAGGCCAAAGACCGCCGAUCUCCAGUGGACAAACAGUAUUGCUCUCAUCAGUUAUUCCUCUCACCGUGCAACUGUGGACUGCUUUUUCACUUACCAGACCCCAGGGAACAGACAGCCACACGGAUGAUUCAUGAUCAACAGCAGCACCCACCAGACUAUCAGUGGUAUGCUCCUGACCAGUUUCCUCCAGAUGUGCAGCACAAAGCAAAUGGUUCCUCUGAGAAGGAAGCCCAUCAAUAGAAGUGUCAAAUGGAGAAGCACAAGUUAAAGAUAUUCCAAUUUCAAUCUGGUUGCUUUUUAUCGUGCUUUAUUUCUGUCCACAACCGUACAUCACAACUCCCAUCAUAUGAGCCUGGUGAUGUUUCUCAUUGACUCCACUGGAAGAAGAGAUCCUUGGCAGCUGUAAUCUGAUAAAUUGAGUUGGUACCACAAAAUCUAACUUCCCUUCUCCUGGGGAAAAGGUUUUUCAGGCUUAUUCUGUGUAUUUCAUGUUAAACCUUCAUUUGUAGGUUGCUGCUGGAGUUAUAAAGACACCUGUGACUUGGGCAACUCUGCUUUUCAUGCAGUAUAUGGUGGUUUUCUGUAUUAAUUUUCCUGCAGGAAGGUUCUUCCUGAGCAGGGUUCUGCCUCCAUUUUUCAUGGAGCUCUUCUUCUGCACCCCUCUGAGCCUGCCCUGGUCCUCUGGACAUCGAUACUGACCUUAGCAUUAAAAAGAUACCUGAGGGCAGAUGAAGCCAAGGAAGUAAUGCAGGCUUCAAGUGGAUGAUUUCAACCUAAUCGAAAUGUUUAAUGUGAAGAGUUUCUGGAAUUGCUGUAGAAAAUGAAUUUCAUUUUCAGGGGUAAAAUAACACAGGGCUUCUGGUUGUAAUCUAGUCCCCUUGUUGAGCACGU